AAUCAACACCGACGAACGAAUCCGUCCAGCACACGUUCCAGAGAUCGGACUCAUUGACCAACCGAUAGCCAAGUCGCUUGCAAACGCGCGUGAUGAUGUCGUAGCGGCAGUUAACAGAAACGCAGCGUCUUAACGUAUUUGCAAACCGAAAUGUGCUGCGAGAGAAGAUAAGAAUCAUCAGGGCCUAAACACAUCCGUGUCGCUUGCUGAUCAGACAACGUACGUCGGUGUGCGAAGGUGGAGGUUUCAAAAGGUCCCGCAUCAAUCCGAGAACGCUCCCAAUAUGGAAUCCGCAGAAAGUCUUUUGGCGGUCGGCAGGAAUGCGUCUGUUCCGGUGGACAAAAUAACCCAAAAUGAGGCAAAACUGCUGGCGAUCGUAGUCCUUGGAUUUGGUAGCUUUUUGUGCGGUUUGUUGCCGAUCUACAUUUCCCAGCGAAACCGCGAACGUUACCCGGGCACACUGUCGUUUCUGUUGUGUUUUGGGGCGGGCGUUCUGCUGGCUACGGCCAUCGUUCAUAUGCUGCCGGAAAUACGUGGUGCGCUGGGGGAGUUUGCCGAGAUUGUGUUCUGUGGCGGGUUUUUCUUCAUGUACGCCAUUGAUGAGCUGAUGGUGUUCUGUGGAAUCGGUGCACAUGAUCACGGUGAAGGGGAGGGAGCAUCCGAACAGGGGCAACGGGCCUGUAGUGUGGGUGAAGAUUCCGAUGCGGCAAGCACUUCCAGCCGCAGAGAGCGCCGGUACGGUGCAAACGAAGAAACCAAAUCUCUCCUUGGACAGCAAGAAAAUGAUCCGGAAAACAUGCUUACCCACCGAUCGUUGGAUAGUGCGGUUGGUUUUGUCGGUAAUCUAUCGCGCCGAUCAUCCAUCAGCGGUCAACCAGUGCAGAGACAAUCCACGAAUGCGGCCGAAAUGCAGCUUACCGGUGUGUUUGGGCUAUUGCUAGCCCUCUGUAUGCACUCGCUGCUCGAAGGGUUAGCAAUCGGGGUACAAAACUCAGGCCCCAAAGUGCUGCUGCUGCUCGGUGCGGUCAGUGCGCACAAGUUCGUGGUGGGUUUCGCCCUUGGCGUGGAACUGUGCACUUACAAUGCGCGACAACGCUGCUCCCACGUGCUGCAGGUGUUGACGUUUUCCCUCGGCUCGGUGGCCGGUAUCGGUGUUGGCAUGGGGUUAGAUGGGCUGAACGAAACGCUUACCAACCUGAUCAUGCCUAUUCUGCAGGGGCUGGCCGGUGGUACACUUCUGUACGUGACCGUAAGUGAAGUUCUACCCCGGGAACGGGCGAAGCGUUUUCGGCACGCGAGAGGUAUCGGACCGAUACAGUUCAUUGCUGUCGCAUUAGGAUUUACGCUCAUGUCCGUGCUAAGCUUAGUGCUAACUGAUGAGUAACGGAAGAAUCAGAAAGUGAGAGUGUUGGAUGUGAUAUGUCUUGCAUCGUAGUUCCUAGGUGUAGCAAAUGGAUUUUUUUGAAACAUUUGUAAAAAGAAGCAGCUCAGAAUACGUAUGAUCACCAAAUGUGCCAAACAUACUUUAAUAGUUUUUAAACGUUUUACAAAAGAGAAGAAGGAUAAGAUUCAUAAUUUUACGCUGUAGUGUAGCUCGAACGUAGUUUUAUAAUGUGGAACAGUUUUAAUAAUCUAUGAAUA
Molecule: messenger RNA, 1641 nt
Organism: Anopheles moucheti
Lineage: Eukaryota; Metazoa; Arthropoda; Insecta; Diptera; Culicidae
Gene: Zip88E
Product: zinc transporter ZIP3
Exons: 3
Coding region: 284-1384 (366 amino acids)
Biological process (GO): zinc ion transmembrane transport
Cellular component (GO): plasma membrane
Molecular function (GO): zinc ion transmembrane transporter activity
Source: RefSeq, a predicted model, not a curated record